AUGGCAAGUACAGACGUUGCUCCCAAUGCUGAAAGCCUAGCGGCCGCGGAUUCUCCUCUCGCCGUAUCAAUGGAGGAGGUGAUGGAGGCGAAGCUUUCGCACAGGGAAAGGGACAUCGCCGCUGGCGUUUUCGACGAGGAUCGCUAUGCUCCUCAGAGUGCCACGCCUUGUAGGAAUGGCAAUUCCGGCGAGUAUUCGUGCGAGAAUGUCGACUUGAGGGGGUUUUUGCGCCAUCAAGAUCUGGGGAGCGAGACUCGAACUGGCAACGACGUCUGGGGCUGGACUUCGUUGAGCGGGAGAGAAUUCGGCAUCGUCGGCCAGACAGACGGCGUGGGUUUUGUCGAAGUCCUCAAGGACGGCAGCCUGCGGGCCAUGGGGCGCCUUCCCACGCAGACGACCGACAGCGUCUGGCGCGAUAUCAAGGUCAUUGGCAGGCACGCCUACAUCGGCUCCGAGGCUCCUGGCCACGGCCUCCAAGUCUUUGACCUGACCAAGCUCCUGACGGUUGAUGCCAGGAGCCCGCCCACAUUCGACAUCAAGUCCGACCUGACGGCGCACUUUUCCGGAUUCGGAAGCAGCCACAACAUCGUGGCCCACGGGGCCACCCGGACGAUCUUCGCCGUGGGGACUUCCCGCAACGGCUCGUGCAAGGGCGGGCUCUGGAUGGUCGACGUGUCUGAUCCCGCUGAGCCCCGGGAUGCCGGCUGCUUCGCGCAAGACGGCUACGUCCACGACGCCCAGUGCGUCAUCUACAAGGGGCCGGACAGGAGGUACCGCGGCUGCGAGAUUUGCUUCUGCUACGACGAGAGCGCCCUCACCAUUGUGGACGUCACGCGGCGCCGCAAUGCCAAGCGGCUCUCGGUCACGCCCUACAGGGGGGCGUCGUACACGCACCAGGGGUGGCUGACGGGGCAUGACCAGCGGCCCGUGUUCACGGGCUACUACAAGAGUCCGGCCAAGGCUAUCGAUCACAACCUGUAUGUCGUUGACGGGCUGUCGUACAUGUCAAACUAUGGCUCUGGGCUACGCAUCGUCAACGUGACGUCGGUCGCUGAGAACAGCAGCGGCUCCUGGUUCCGCGAGGUUGGGUUCUUUGACGUUUAUCCCGAGGAUGACGCCGUGGGCGGGGAGGUGACUUUUAAUGGGGCUUGGUCGGUGUAUCCUUAUUUCCGGAGCGGAAACAUUCUCGUCAACAGCAUCGAGCGUGGGAUAUUCUCCGUCAAGCUCGUUUUGUGA
Ustilaginoidea virens is the source of this 1236-nucleotide messenger RNA. RefSeq lists its product as uncharacterized. The record is from RefSeq and is a predicted model, not a curated record. NCBI's taxonomy places the organism in Eukaryota, Fungi, Ascomycota, Sordariomycetes, Hypocreales, Clavicipitaceae. Gene Ontology annotation, cellular component: extracellular region. The transcript has 3 exons. The coding region runs from base 1 to 1236 and encodes 411 amino acids.